UUUUGGUACUGAGUUCAUGACUGGUUUUGUUGUGUUAUUUUUAGGCAUUUUGUGAUCGGCGAAUUAGCAGAGCAAAAUAAAGAUUCUUUUGCCAUUGAAUGUGUGAAAAUUCGAGUAGGUCUUUAUGACCAUUUCUAUUAAAUUGUAAAAGACUUAAUUGUGCCAAACGUAUAAAUAUAUGUGAAGAGCUAUCAGAGCCAGUUUCGCUAUUACAUUCUAGAAAAUAAAUAUAAGCUAGGAAUAAGAUGAAUUUGCUAUUGGUAUUUCUGCUAAUAUUGGCAGUACGACUUGCAUCGGUGUUUAUAGUCCAAACGUCCUAUGUGCCGGAUGAAUAUUGGCAAAGCUUGGAGGUGGCCCAUAAAUUAACUUUUGGAUAUGGAUAUCUAACGUGGGAAUGGGUGCAGGGAAUACGCAGCUAUGUGUACCCAUUAUUGAUAGCAGGUGUUUACAAAUUAUUAGCCUUACUUAAUUUAGAUACGGUGCAGUUAUUGGUAAUUGUACCCCGCAUACUGCAGGCCACAUUGUCGGCUUAUUCAGACUAUAGAUUCUUUGUGUGGUCUGGUAAAAAGAAAUGGGCGUUGUUUUUAGUCCUUGUGCCGUGGUUUUGGUUCUAUAUCGGUUCACGAACUUUAUCAAAUACUCUAGAAACAUCACUGACUACCAUAGCUUUGAGUUACUUUCCUUGGAGUGGGGAAAAUACCACAUAUUUAUGGUUUGCGGCAAUUUGUUGUUUCUUAAGGCCUACUUCAGCCAUUAUUUGGAUACCAUUAUGCAUUUAUCAUUUGCGUAAAAGUCGUUUGUCAGCAAGUGAUCUCAUCUUCAAACAUUUUUUGGUUAUUGGAUUGUUAGUUGGUGCAGUUUGUGUGGCAAUAGAUACUUACUGGCAUGGUAGGAUUAUCAUUACACCGUAUGAAUUCUUCAGAUAUAACAUUCUACAUAAUAUUGGCAGUUUUUAUGGUUCACAUCCAUGGUACUGGUACUUCACUGUUGGCUUACCAACGGUUUUGGGCAUCAAUACAAUACCAUUUAUAUUCGGAGUCAUUGAUACCGUACGCCAUAAGAGGAAUUAUCCUGUACGUAAGCAGCUACUUAUUAUCAUUUUGCUGUCGUUAGUAGUGUUAAGUACCAUCGAGCAUAAAGAGUUCCGUUUUGUUGCGUCUCUAUUGCCUCUAUGUCUCUACAUAAUUGCUGAUACAUUAACGCGAUGGAGUUAUAAUGCCUCCAGGAGCGUUCUUUGGUUCGCUGCGUUGGUUAUAGUUGUUGGCAAUGCGCUCCCAGCAUGGUACUUAAGUACUGUACAUCAGAAAGGACCCAUAGAUGUUAUGACACAUGUCCAGCAAAUUGCCCGUGAUUACAGAGAUGAAAACGAACAUCGUGCAAGCAUACUCUUUUUAAUGCCUUGCCAUUCUACACCAUAUUAUAGCCACGUCCAUGAAAACAUUACCAUGCGGUUUCUAACUUGUGAGCCUAAUUUACAAAAUACAGCCAAUUACGUCGACGAGGCCGACCAAUUUUAUAGAUCACCAGUCCAUUGGCUCCACUCACACAUACCUUCGUAUCCGCGCACUGCUAUGCCCUCACAUAUUGUGCUCUUUGAACCAUUAGCACCGGUCAUAAAUGAAUUUCUAAUUAACUACAAAAUUUUACAUCGUGUCUUUAACGCUGAGGUGAACGAGAAUAUUCAGGCAGAACAUUUACUCGAUGAAUGGUCAAGAGUACUGAAAGACGAAGACGUAAACAUUGAAUCAUUACUUAAAAAUGUACGCAAUCGCAUAGGUAAGAAUAUAUUGGUGUAUCAACGCCUUCUCGCGGGAGAAGAAAACACCUUCAAUAGAGAUGACUUCAAGAUUCCGCAAAAAUCUCAAGUAAAAGACGAUACACCCGUUAACAUUAAUGAAGAAUUGAAGCAGCAACACAAUAUGUUUAAUUAAACAGCUGACACUAUGAAAACACUUUAGAAAGUGCAACGUGAAAGUACACAAUCGUGGGUGCUUCAUUGUUCGGUACAUUUAGUGCCAACAUAAUUUUUGCAUAUCUAUCGAUGCAAUAUAACAAUAAAUUUCAA
This is a messenger RNA of Bactrocera tryoni, 2065 nucleotides long. RefSeq names its product GPI mannosyltransferase 3 (gene PIG-B). Gene Ontology annotation, biological process: GPI anchor biosynthetic process. NCBI's taxonomy places the organism in Eukaryota, Metazoa, Arthropoda, Insecta, Diptera, Tephritidae. Gene Ontology annotation, cellular component: endoplasmic reticulum membrane. The record is from RefSeq and is a predicted model, not a curated record. Gene Ontology annotation, molecular function: alpha-1,2-mannosyltransferase activity. The transcript has 8 exons. Bases 246 to 1931 code for a protein of 561 amino acids.